CAUUACUACAUAAGACCUGCACUGCCCAGCGUGCAGAUCACAUAUCAGGUACCGCGAGUAUUAACCUCUGCAUUGCCAUCGUAUCGUUCCUAUCCCCUCUAAACUCCAAGGCAACUAGCUGCGUUGAUGGGCUUGCUAGCGAUGGUGAUGGAUGUGAAACAGAUCGACAUUGUAUCUCAGAGUGAUGUAUGGGCAGUCAACUUCGCGGGCGAAAGUCAGGUCAUAGGAGGAAAUACCAACGGUGACAUUCGUCGAUGGCAGAUUGAAGAUGGGCAGCAACGGGGUCCAGCCAUGCAAGGGAGUGGCCAUAUUGAAUCUGUUGUCGUCUCCCAGGAUGGCCAGUGGAUUGUGUCCGGCGACCGAGGAUGGAAGACGAUCGUCUGGAACGCGGCCACUCACGAAAAAGUGCGCGAGUUCGCAGAAAAUCCUUACUGGGUACACGGAGUCGAUAUCUCGGGCGACGGUACUAAAAUUGCGUCUACGAGUACUAAUACUGUCCUGAUAUUCAGCCUCACGUCUAAUACCUGUGCUCUCCCUCUCCUUCCACACGAUGGCGUUACUGCUGUCAAGUUUUCCCCAGAUGGGAGUCGAUUUGCUACCGCCUCGUGGAUUUACGGUUUCCGUGUCUACAACACUCACGAUGGCAGUAUCUUAUUCGAUUCAGGUAAAAUGGGUUCAACUGGUGCAUGGCCAGUCGCUCCGUUGGCCUGGUCGCCCGAUGGCCAGACGCUGUUCGUCGCAAGCAAGGGCAAAAUUAUCUAUUUCGACCUUUCCAAGUUUUCGUCUUCGGAAUGGUCAAUUCAUGAAAACCAAUCUGCAGUCCAUAUAGCAUCCAACGGCAGAUUCAUUGCAUGCGCGGCAGGCUUAUCGGUUUCACUAUGGGAUCGUGUGUCCCACAAACAGAUUAGUAGCAUUAUCACACACGCUGCAGAGGUCAAAUGCGUUGCCCUCUCACCAAGCGGGGGCUAUCUCGCAUGUGGAAAUGGCAGGAACAUCACAGUUCAUAAUCUCAGAGAAGUCCUUCCCUAUAAGUAUUUCGAUGGUGGUCUCCCACUCAUGCAAUUAAGCCACGAGACCCUCACAUCAUGGACACAGGACGACCUGAUGAACACUGAAGUGUUACUGUCGGAGGAGGUUGCGGGUGCUUCAAGUCCUAGCCAUUGUGUGCUAGCAAACAGAGCUCUUGUAAGAGCACGUUUGAGACAUUUGACUCUUGCGAUAGAGGACGCUGAGGAGUCCCUCCGGGUUCGGCCGUCGCCGAUCGGCCAUAUUGCGAUGGCGGUCGUUCUACUUGCCCAGGGGGAUCGAGAGGGUGCGCUAUGGACAUUCGACUUUGCCACCCAUGAUUGUGCAUUGCAUGACAACAGAUUGCUUUUACUACUGAAGUCGAUUCUUGUGUUCGAAUCUGGAAAUCAAGAAGAGGCGAUUGUGCGGGUAGGGUACCUUACUGCGAGAGCGAACAACAACUACGAUGACGACGGUGCCGCCUACAUUUACACCCAGAUCCUUGGAAUUAUGUACAUGAAGAGCGGAAAUUACGGACGAGCAAUACCAUUGAUCGAGCGUGCGCAGAACCUAGCCCCCAUGAACAAACAAUGUCCUCCACUGGUGACGAUCUCGCUCAUAUUUGGGUGGAGUUUCAAUGGGUUGGACCUUACUGCCCAGCAACGUCUAUGUGAAACGCUCUAUGCUGCAGGACGUAUGGCCGAAGCUUUGGAGAUCCUCCUCAAUAUCGUCAGGACAUCUGACGAGGAGAUUCAGGCGAGCAAGGAAACUGCAGAUUGGGUCACAGAUUUCACCAAGAGAUACGUUUUAACACCUGAGUUUGUUGGCAACAAAGCUUUGGGAUCUGCGAAACACGAAGAUGCAAUAACACAGUACCCUGCUGCGUUGCCUCCAAGUCCCACAAGUUUGUUUAUCAUGCGGAGUAGAACUCGAGCGGCAAGAGGUUUGUGGGAGGAUGCACUACAGGAUGCGAACGAGGCCGUGAAAGCGGAUCCCUCCAGCCCUUUGGGGUAUGAGGUCAAACACGCAACACUGCAUGGUGCAAAACGGUAUGACGAGGCGAUCGAUGCUUUCAAGUCUAUGCUGCACGUAAUUGAACAAUCCCAUGAUCCUCUUAUCAGGCAACUGCGCAAGAACUACAUUUCUCCGUCAGAGACGAUUGCAGCUAUUGAUUCUGUUGUCCGCAGGAUCCUUAGAAACUGCCCUCUCAUCGUCAUUGAUGUCAUCACUGGUUGCCUUUGUGACGGCCCUGAGCGAAUCCGUACUUUCAAGGCACAUCCAUUAUUCAAAGAGUUUGUUUCAUCUAUGACGACAGAAGUGGACGACGAGCGGAUUCUACGAGUGGUUGCAAGGUUUUUUGGAUAUGUGAUGUUCUCUCACGCAUGGGAGGGGAGCGAGCCGUCAUUCCAGGAUGUCAACAUAGUCAAAUCUGUGUGGAAACUCCCUGACAUGCCCCUGAAUGAGAAGUUGCGAAAUUUCUGCAAGGAGACACGCAGACUUGGUUAUAAUUGGGCAUGGUCAGAUACUUGUUGUAUCGACAAGUCCAUGAGCUCCAUCCUCAACCAAUCCCUUACAUCUAUGUACAAAUGGUAUGCGAAUUCGGCAGCCACGCUCGUAUACCUUGCCGGCGUAGCGCAUCCGUCCAAGCCCGGGGACCUUUUGCAUAGCUUAUGGAUGACUCGAGCAUGGACUUUACAGGAGCUUCUCUCUCCAAAAGUCAUUCUUUUCUAUGAUUCCAAAUUUAAAUUAUACCUCGGUGAUACUAGUGCGAACCACAAGGAAUCUCCGGAGAUCAUGCAAGAACUAGCAGACGCUAUCAAGAUUUUCCGUGGACAUAUCGUCUCGUUCUCUCCAGACGAUCUCGGGGUCCGGGAAAAACUUCGUCUGGCCUCGACGCGCAAUGCGACGGUCGAGGAAGACGUCGCGUACUCUCUCAUCGGCAUAUUCAAGUCAGAUAUUAACCCUCGCUAUGGCGAAGGACCCGACGCUCUCGGACAUCUCUUGGAGGAGAUUGUUGCCCGCUCCGGCGAGGUCUCCGUGCUCGCAUGGUCAGGGAAGUCAUCAUCAUACAACAGCUGUCUCCCAGCUUCCGUUUCCGUCUACAACCAAACUCCAUACAACCCUCCAUCACUCGACGGGGAAGAAAUGGAAAGGUGCAUCAAAGAAUUACGCGACAAGUUGCCCCAGCAAGAAGCGCAGAGAAUAUAUAAUAAGAUCAGCCGUCUUCCCCCUGCCCGUUUUGCAGCCCGACGUCUAUACCUUCCGUGCACCGUCUUCUCUGUGAAAAGUCUCGAGAAGCCACGCAGAGGCAAUGAUCAGUUAUAUCAUGCUAGGGUAUCGGGGCUCGGCCAAGUAGAGUUCACGACCGCAGACGAUCUCUCGUUGAACAUGCCAUGGAAAAUCGUCUUAGCGCAUCCGUGGAUCCGCCAUAUUCGAGGUCCGAGUAGUGGGUUUGCAUGGAGAGAUGACUCUGACUCGGAUACUGACUCUGGCUCGGUUUAUCACGACGCUGAAUCGGAUGUGGUUGGGCCGCCUUCGCCAUCACACGUUGUCCCUAUUACUAUGCCUCAGGUAGAUGACUAUACUCGAGCACUACAGAUGAUUGCUCGCCUCGGACAACCGUUCAACGCUCUACUUCUCGUGCAACAGCCGAAUGGAGAGUACAAGAGGGUUGCUGCAGAGAACGAGAUUGUCGUCUCGGGUCUCGGGACCAACAUCACUUCCAAGAACAUUCUGGCAGCAGUCUUGGAAAUCCUUUGACGUGUGUCAGCCUUUCGUCCUUUAUCAGUCGUUUUUCUUUUUCUUGGCUCGUUUGUUACAUUGAAACGGAGACGGAGCCUCUGGAGUGCUCGUGACAACACCCCUUACUUGAUACCUGAAACGGAGUUGGAGAUCUGUUCAUACUCAUAUAUUGCCAUGCAUGGACGACGAGGAUCUCAGUGACUACUCCUUCCAUUUGUACUACAUAUACAUAGCAUCCUAGAGUAGUAGCCUAGGCUUUGCAACCCUCAGAC
Molecule: messenger RNA, 4019 nt
Organism: Pisolithus orientalis
Lineage: Eukaryota; Fungi; Basidiomycota; Agaricomycetes; Boletales; Pisolithaceae
Exons: 10
Coding region: 127-3765 (1212 amino acids)
Molecular function (GO): protein binding
Source: RefSeq, a predicted model, not a curated record